Formica exsecta is the source of this 2673-nucleotide messenger RNA. RefSeq lists its product as uncharacterized. The record is from RefSeq and is a predicted model, not a curated record. NCBI's taxonomy places the organism in Eukaryota, Metazoa, Arthropoda, Insecta, Hymenoptera, Formicidae. Bases 1607 to 2248 code for a protein of 213 amino acids. The transcript has 6 exons.
UUUCGAUAAAUUAUAAUUAAGACGAUUAAAAAGUCAAAAUAAUAGGGAUGUGUGCUUUUAAUUUUUCAUAAUUCGAUUUCUCCUCGCGUUAUAGGUUUCACUUUCUAAAAACAGACUUGAGAGCGACGAUGCGAGAAACUAAACGAUGCAAGUGCACACUGUCUAUACCGCUAGACCACUGUCUACACCGCACAGAUCAACUCCUCGCAUAAAACCACAUCAAUUUUCACAACAAAAAUUCAAUUCGAUAGAGAUCGUUUGAAUUUCGCACGGCACUCGCUCAGAUGAAAUACUAUACCGUCGUGAUACCUAUGUGACGACAUCGGGGACCACGGAGGAGAGACUGACAAUCCAACACCGCACCAAACCACGUUGACCGAAAUUCACUCUCACGCGAACGGGUGGUUUAACAUUACCGCCGCGCCGGUACAAAAGCAGAUAUAAAACCUACUUUCUCUCUCUCUCUCUCUUACUCUCUAUUGAGCAAUGAGGGUGGUAACGGAAGAGGGUUCCAGGCGAAAGAAAGAGAGGCGCGCCGGCGAGGGUGAGUCGAGAGAGGGUGGUCGAGAGAGUGUGACGCAACGCGGACGACGAAGUCGAAGAAGGUGGGAGCGACGGCGGUCUCCGUUGUUCGUGCCUCCGGCACACGUGAACUAUACCUAAAUGCCGUGCCUGGCCGCGAGUCGCGUGGCGUAGCCAAGCAACGAACGUGCCAUGACCGUCGCCGCCGAUAGUCGCCGACGGAACGGUACUAAGGACGGACCGGACACAGAAUUUGCCCGACGUAGAACGGGAUCGUCGUCAACGUCUCGCCUCCCCGUGCGCGCGGUCGACGCCGCGCGUCACGCACGGCGGCGUCGCACCGUCGACGCUGUCGUCGUCGUCGUCGUGGUGAUCAACUUGGACGAAUGGACACCGGCGAGGAUUGCCAUCGAUCGCCAGGGAAAACGGUAUCGCAGGUGUUUGGCGAGCGACUGAUCGACCAAGCCUUUGUCGUAUACUGAGAAAAAGAUUGUGACAAGGAAACUAUACGAGACGAGUUCUGACAGAGGACGAGGCUAUCGGCCGAAAUUCGACAUGCCGGAGAAACGAUGACGUGCGCGUUUCACGCGCGAGUAAACCUGCCGCCGGAAAUCCGUAAAGUCAAGCGAUCGCGGGGUUGUUCCUCACACUACACAGCGCGAAGAGAGAAAAUUGAUUGAAAAAUGCUAUGUGCAUUCUUAUACAUAACUACAUCUAAAAAAUUACAACAGAUCUGAGGUCCAAUUCAACCGCAAAGAUCCCCCCGAGCGAUCUAAUCGAUCGUAAUGUAAAAUCGAUCGUGCUCGGGGGGAACAGAAAAGAGGAAUGCAUCCGGUGGGUUUUUUCAAAGAGAGGCGUCUCCGGAAACGAUAGACUCUUUCUCGGGACGAUCAGCGGCGAUCUCGGAGUAGCACGGAUCGAGAUUAUCCUGCUCUUGAUCUUUGAAGCUAUCCCGACUGAUAACGAUUAGAGGGGGAUAAUUAAUUUCAGCAACGCUAAUUAGCCGCUAUUCGAUGCUAUUUGCGAAGAACGGAAAGAGAUGCGAUUAGGAUCGGCCUUAUAGGACAACGAUAAGAAUAGGAUAAUGCAGAAGAUAGCGGUGAUGGCCGCGGUGCAAAAGGCCCAUGGCUAUCAUAACGGCAGCAGCGUUUAUGGGGAUGCGACUAACGCCCUGCCGGAUUAUAACGACUCAUCGUCGACCAGCAAAAGCGGUCGUUUCGACGCGGAUCUGCAUGGCAACGUUAACAUUCUUCUUGGUGGCGCCAUGAUCAGCGGUGUGAUCAUGAUGGUGGUGCUCAUGUGCUACUGCUGUCACAAGAACGUGCGGAAGCUUCGACCGCAGGAGUACUCGCAGUAUUGGAGGACCGAGCCAGACAUUCAUAGUCUAGAAGUCUUCACCAUGGAUACACACGCCAUGCAGUGUCUCGAGAGAUCGACGGGAACUCAGGAAGAGGGAGUGCCCGCGUCUCUUCCGCCGUGUCUCGUGACCUCGGGCCCGCCGCCGGCUUACGAGAGCCUCAUCUUCGACCCUCGGGCACUGCCCUCGCCAACGGACAAGAAAGACGAGUCUGACGAUCCCGGUAGCAUUAUCUCGCCCCCGAUGAACAGCCUACCCAGCGAAUCGGAGGCCAACAGGAUCAACAAGCGAGAAGAUGUCCCGAGGGACGAUCAGGGUUUGCCUUCCUACGAGGCCGCCCUAAAAUUAGAAGCUGACGGCUACGUUUAAGAACCGAAUAAGGAUCGGAAACUACUUCGAACUACGGAUCACGAGUCGUGAAAACUUCCGCCGCCGAGUCAUGGAUUUCAAGAUGAAAUACCAUGAUCGACACAUGUGCGACUCUGAUUGGCCGUGAAUGACGGCUGCCGGCAGCUGAAGUUAAUAUCGAUGUUAGAACAUCUGUAAAAGUUGCCAUUCCGAACAGCACAGAUAGCUAAGAUUAGAAUCUUAAUCAAAAGAAGGGAAGACAAGAUGAGAGAUAAAAUCGUUGAGCUUAUUUUCUAGCUCGAUUUUUCAUUCAAAAUAAAAUAUUAAAAAUAAUUAAUUCAAGAAUAAGAUGCAAGAGAAAUUUUCAGCGCUUUUUUGGAAAAUGCUGAGAGAAAUUAUUUAUCUCUAUGCUCUUGAUUUAAAAUAUAUAAAAAUACAGAAUAAUC